This is a messenger RNA of Theobroma cacao (cacao), 2156 nucleotides long. RefSeq names its product O-fucosyltransferase family protein. Lineage: Eukaryota; Viridiplantae; Streptophyta; Magnoliopsida; Malvales; Malvaceae. Gene Ontology annotation, cellular component: chloroplast; cytoplasm. The record is from RefSeq and is a predicted model, not a curated record.
AAAUAAAAUUCUCGUAAUACACUAAAUAGGCUUUUUGUAACGGUUUUUCCUCCUCGGCCAAAAAAAAAAAGGUCAGCAAAGAAAGGAAAGAUUUUCCAGUUAUAAUCUGUUUGGUUGGUGAGAUUCGUUCAUUCAGUUUAUUUGUUGUUGUUGUUGUUCGGCUUAUUAGGCUCGUGAUCUCUUUCUAGGGUUUUUUGUUUUUGAAUAGUAGGAAGAGGAAAUCGGGUUCUUGAUUGGGAAGUGUUAGAGGGAAUUGGAUUUUUUUUUUGUUCAGAUGAAGAAGUGGCAAUGAGGAGGGAGGGAGAGAAAUGGAGGUUAGAUCUGAGAAUAAUGUACAAGUGAGGUGCGACAAGAUUCCUAGUCAAGUGAUUCCUAGGACUCGCCUUCAGGUUUGGUUCUUUAGAGUUUGUUCCACCAUUUUGCUUUGGACUUGUUUGGUCCAGCUCGUCGCCGUUGGUGAGCUAUGGCACCCGCGUUUGCUCACCGGUUUAACCAACCGGAUUUCCUGGAUCACGCGUCCUCCUCUCCGUGUUCAACAGUCGCUACAUUCCCCGCCCCCUCUUGUUCCUCUCAGAAAUUAUAAAAGUAAUGGUUUUCUCAAAGUUUCCUGCAAUGGGGGCUUGAAUCAAAUGCGUGCUGCGAUCUGUGACAUGGUGACCGUUGCCCGACUUUUAAAUCUCACUUUGGUUGUUCCGGAGCUUGAUAAGACAUCAUUCUGGGCUGACCCUAGUGAUUUUGAGGACAUUUUUGAUGUGAGACAUUUCAUUGAUUCUCUAAGGGAUGAAGUUCGCAUUGUCAAAAGGCUGCCAAAGAGGUUUAGUAGGAAACAUGGCUUUGAAGCUUUUAAGAUGCCUCCCGUUAGUUGGUCAAAUGAAAAAUACUAUUUUGAACAGAUUCUACCACUGUUCAGUAAGUAUAAGGUAGUACACUUCAAUAGAACAGAUACACGACUGGCAAAUAAUGGGAUCUCACUCAAUCUUCAGAAACUUAGGUGCCGAGUCAAUUUCCAAGGACUGAAAUUUACUCCUCAGAUUGAGACAUUGGGGUACAAAUUGGUUCGCAUUCUUCAAGAAAGGGGACCUUUUGUGGCAUUGCAUCUAAGAUAUGAGAUGGACAUGUUGGCUUUUUUAGGUUGUACACAUGGCUGCACUGUGGAAGAAGCUGAGGAGCUAAAACGAUUGAGGUAUGCAUACCCCUGGUGGCGAGAGAAAGAGAUAGUGUCUGAAGAGAGGAGACAACAAGGGUUAUGUCCUCUGACACCGGAGGAAGCAGCAUUAAUUUUGCAAGCAUUGGGUUUUGAUAACGAGACUCAGAUUUACAUUGCUUCUGGUGAGAUUUAUGGCAGUGAACGGAGACUGGCACCACUAAGAGCUGCAUAUCCACGUAUUGUGAAAAAGGAAACACUAUUAGAUCCAGUGGAACUGAAACAAUUUCAGAACCAUUCGUCUCAGAUGGCGGCUUUGGACUUUAUGGUAUCGAUUGCCAGCAACACUUUCAUUCCCACGUAUGAUGGGAACAUGGCAAAAGUUGUGGAAGGUCACCGCAGGUAUCUUGGGUUUAAAAGAAGUAUCCUGCCAGAUCGAAAGAAACUUGUGGAGUUGCUGGAUUUGCAUGAGAAUGGGACACUUCAAUGGAAUGAGUUUGCACUAGCUGUAAGGCAAGCGCAUGAGAAUCGGAUGGGACAGCCCUUCCGUCGUCGGACUAUUCCAGAGAAACCGAAGGAGGAAGACUAUUUCUAUGCAAACCCUCAAGAGUGCCUAUGUGAGGGAACAAAUUGUGAUGACUUACUAGGCCCUAAUAACUCAAGUACUCUACAAUGAUUGUCGGGUGAUCAGAUCUGAACUCCUGCUUGAGAUGGUAACCGCCAUGACUGUUUCUAAAUGGUGUGGAUGAUAAUCCAGUCAGGUUCAGGACAGAAUGCCCUACACGACCAUGUAUACAUGCACUUGAAGAGUUUUGUAAGAAAAGGCGGCAGAAAAUCCUGCAGUUCCCAUUUGGGCGCCCAAAAAAAGGAAAAUCUUUUGAUUUUUUUUACCCCUUUCUGAUAAAUUUAUUUGUUUUCCUUUUGCUUCCUACCCUUUGAUUUGUAUUCAGCACUGUCACAUAAUUCCACAGUUGAAUUAACAGAUAUUGUACAGUGUCCUUGUCCCUUGUUC